Molecule: messenger RNA, 2709 nt
Organism: Cryptomeria japonica (Japanese cedar)
Lineage: Eukaryota; Viridiplantae; Streptophyta; Pinopsida; Cupressales; Cupressaceae
Product: lysine histidine transporter-like 8
Exons: 5
Coding region: 200-1939 (579 amino acids)
Cellular component (GO): plasma membrane
Source: RefSeq, a predicted model, not a curated record
UUCUAUAAAGUCAAUGCAGCAGCCAGCGAGUUGUUAUCCAGUUCUUAGACUACAUUAAGAUGGUGAGUACCCACGUACCAACAACCUCUGAAAGCACAGUGCUUGAACUUUGAAGAACAUAAAUAAUGCGUACGCACACAUUUUCAUCAUAGAUCUAUAUAUUUGAAGUAUACCCACAAUCGUAUCAUAGUUGAGAGUCAUGGCUGGAUCAAGAGAUGUCCAGGAAGCCAGCUUUAGACACCAUGUUGUGACAGAGCAACAAUCAGAAAUGGAGGAGGGGAAUGGAGGAGACCAAGUUAUAAGAGAGGUUGUGUCAAUUCCUCAGACUCCAAGGGGAGGUGGCACACCCAGUGGCACAAGGUCUCCUUAUCACAGCAAUCAGAUGUCUAAUGCACAUUCACAUGCAAUAACACCUACUGGAACAAGGCCUCCUUCUGGUCUUGCAUCUCCUUCCAUGUCAAGGUCUCCCCUUUUGAAGACACCCAAAACUCCCAGGACUCCCAGGACUCCCAAGACUCCAAGGACUCCAUGGACCCCUUCUCUCAGCCCAAUUGGGGCUCCCAUGAAGAGGGUGCUGGUCAACAUGAAGACUUACUUAGAGGAUGUCGGGCAUCUUACAAAGUUGAAUCCUCAAGAUGCUUGGCUACCCAUUACAGAAUCCAGAAAUGGAAAUGCCUAUUAUUCGGCCUUUCAUAAUCUCAAUGCAGGGAUUGGAUUCCAGGCCUUGGUGCUGCCUGUCUCCUUCACAGUUCUUGGAUGGACAUGGGGAAUUAUUUCUCUAGUUGUUGCUUAUAUCUGGCAACUAUACACACUGUGGCUUCUUGUAAGAUUGCAUGAAUCUGUACCUGGAAAACGCUACAAUCGAUAUGGGGAACUUGCUAAAGCUGCUUUUGGUGAGAAAUUGGGUGGCUGGCUCUCCACUUUUCCAAUCCUGUAUCUAUCAGGUGGCACUGCAAUGGGACUGAUCAUUGUUGCUGGGGGCUCACUGAAAUUGUUUUUCCAAAUUGUUUGUGGCCCAACUUGUGAAUCCAAUCCAUUAUCUUCAGUUGAGUGGUAUUUGGUGUUUACCUGCCUUGCUGUGGUUGUUUCACAGCUUCCCAAUCUCAACUCCAUUGCAUGGUUUUCUUUGAUUGGAGCAGCAACUUCGGUCACAUACUGCACAAUGAUUUGGGUUUUGUCAGUAAGCCAGCCUAGGCCUCCAAACGUAUCUUAUGAUCCUGUCAGGGCUAAAUCUGAUGUUGCAUCAGCUUUCACAAUCUUGAAUGCUUUGGGUGCCAUAACUUUUGCCUUCAGAGGCCACAAUCUUGCUCUUGAGAUUCAGGCAACAAUGCCAUCAAGUCUUAAGCAUCCAGCCCAUGUACCGAUGUGGAGAGGAGCUAAGGUUGCUUAUACACUGAUUGCCUUCUGCUUGUUCCCUAUUGCAAUAGGAGGAUAUUGGGCCUAUGGAAACCUUAUACCACAAGGAGGAAUUUUGAAUGCUUUAUAUGGAUUUCAUAAUCAGGAUAUCUCAAGGGGACUUUUGGGCCUAACAUUUCUUCUAGUUGUUAUCAAUUGCCUAACCAGCUUCCCAAUUUAUGCUAUGCCAAUUUUUGAUGAUUUUGAAGCUUCAUACAUCGGCUGGGCCAACAAGCCAUGCCCCUUGUGGGUUCGAAGUGGAUUCCGGAUGGUUUUCACAUUCAUGGGAUUCUUUUUUGGGGUUGCAUUUCCUUUCCUCAAUAGCUUAGCUGGUUUGCUUGGAGGGAUCACAUUGACGGUGACCUUUGCAUACCCUUGUUUGAUGUGGAUUAUGAUAAAGAAGCCUGAGAAAUACAGCUCUAGCUGGUAUUUAAACUGGGGACUUGGUAUAUUUGGUGUCAUACUCAGCAUAGCAUUCUCAAUAGGAGGUGUUUGGAGCAUUGUUGACAGUGGCUUAAAGCUCCAUUUUUUCAAGCCAAGUUAGCUAUCAAGAGGGUUCCAUCUCCAAUUCAUUGGAACACCAAUUGCAAAAUCUAACAUCAUAUCAUGCUGUGGUUUACUUUUGACUUGUAAUUCUUGGUGUUACAGUCCAUAGGAUGUCGCAUCACUGUGCAUAAAUUAUAUGCACUUCAAUGCCCGUUCAUGCAGGUAGUGGGCACCAUCUAGGCAAGAUGUAAUUGGUCCAAAGCGGUGCCACUCUGGAAGUAUAUUUUGAUAUGGUAGAAUCCUUACUCUCUUUGGUAUAAACAGUGACUCCAUGAUUCUUCAUGUCAAGCAGAUUUAUUCAGCUUUGUGGUCAAUUUACUUACAUGUUGAUAUCUUUCCGUGUAUGGGGUUUCCAAUCUUUGAUGUUCUUGUUGCCAACUACAUGUCACCGAAGUAUUAUCCAUACAUACUAUUUGAAAUCUGUAAGGGUCUUCUAGCAAUCUGUUCUGUUUUGUAAAGAUCUACUUCUAUUUCCUAUGCAAAAUCAAAUUAGCAUGCUGUUAUAUCUGUAUUACAAAGCAGAAGAUUGUGAAUUCUGACCGUAAAUUUGGUACUGGAAGGAACGUGGAACUUCUCAUCUUCAUAAUAGUUGGAAGAAUCCUUCGAUUUGAGCAUGGAUAAGGACACUGGUUGAGAAAUAUUUGGGUACUUGUGUAAUCAGCAUCAUAUUUGCCUAUACAAUGUGUGCAAUAGUUGUAUCAGUUUUCUGUCUAGCCUAAAAGGCUCAAGAUUAUAUGUGCAGCCCUUGUUACAUUUUUGUUGUUUAAA